AUGGAUAUUCUCCGCAGUGUCUCCGUCCUGCUCUGCUGUGCCCUCCUGUCCGAGGGCAAGAUCUCAGAAUACCAGCUGGAGUCAGAGACUCUGAGUCAGUGUGAGCUGUUGAGAGGGGAGGGGGCAGCCCAGCAGAGAGAGCAUGUUGCCCAGUGCUCUGAGGAUGGCCGCUUCAGGCAUGUCCAGUGUACCCAUGAGAGCAGUGAAUGCUGGUGUGUAGACGCUGAAGGCUCUGAGAUUGCAGGGAGCAGACAGAACGGAUCAGCUGUACACUGUCUGUCCCCCUGCCAGCUCCACAGGCAGCGGGCCCUGCUGAGUGAAGCGGCCCCAGCAGUGCCCCUGUGCCUGGAGUCUGGGGAGUACCAGCCCGUUCAGUGCGACCGCACCCAGGGACAGUGCUGGUGUGUGGACCGGGAGGGCAUGGAGAUCUAUGGGACACGGCAGAACGGAAAGCCUUCUCGCUGUCCUGGUAGCUGUGAGAUCAGAGAGCGCCGUCUCCUCCACGGUGUUGGGGAACGUUCCCCCCCUCAGUGCUCUGCCGAUGGGAACUUCCUUCCUGUGCAGUGCAAGUUUGUCAACACCACAGACAUGACAGUCCUGGACCUCCUUCACUCCUUCAACAGGUUACCAAGAGCCUUUCAGACAUUCAGCGGCUUCAGAGAAGCAUUCCCGGAGGUCUCCAGUUACUGUUUCUGUGCUGACAGCCGAGGCAGAGAGCUGGCCAACACAGGUGUGGAGCUGCUGCUGGAUGAAGUAUACGACACGGCCUUCUCAGGAAUGGAGCCUGAACGCUCCUUCUCCCAGUCAAACAUGUACCGCAUCCUGCAGAGGAGAUUUCUGGGCUUACAGCUGGUCAUGGGCGGCAGGUUUAGAUGUCCCACUAAAUGUGAGAGUGACAGGUCCUCUAGCAUUGAGGCAGAGACAGUGUGUGUGCCCUCUUGUGAUGCGAGUGGAGGUUACACCGCUGUGCAGUGCCAGGCUGGCGGGCAGUGCUGGUGUGUGGAUUCUGACGGCAGAGAGAUCUUUGGGACACGGCUGCAUGGAGGAAAACCUGUCUGCGGUACUGGAGUGACAGGCUGUCCUGCAGAGAGACGACAGGCCCUCUCGCGGCUGUUCUUCGGCCCGGCUGGUCCCUUUAGCUCCCGAAACCUGUUCUCACAGAGGCCGCAGGAUCAGGACAGGAACGCCUCACCCCUCAGUCCCUGCAGUCCAGAGGUGCAGGAGCUGUUGGCCAAAUCCGGGCUGCUCCUGUCCGUGUCCGAGUCUGGGCGGCCUGACCUGGCCGAGGUCCUGGCUGAGGUCAUUCAGGGCAUGUUCCCCACUGGAGCCAUGGCCCUCAAAGCCCUGUCUCUGACCACCAAUCCCAAGAGGCUGCAGGAAAACCUCUUUGGAGGAAAGUUCCUGAAGAACGCCGCCAAUUUCAACUUCAGUGCAGCGGUUGGGACCAGGGGCACAUUUAGCUUCAGCAGAACCUUUAGCCAGGUGGGGCUCUCAGAGGUUAGCGCUGACUUGGCCCAGCUGGCUAAGAUCUUCUCCCCUGAAGCCAACUCUGGGUUUGAGGCUGCGGCCCUGGACCGGGAGAUCUCAGACCCCUUGGGCCGACUCGUGAAUCUGAAGAAGAACAGCGAUUUGGUGAGACUGGUGGCGUCCUCCCUGGAGAGCGAGCAGUUCUUGGCCACCCUUCGGGAUGUCAUCUCUGUGAUGAAGGCAGAGGACAGUGUGGACCUGGGUGGUGUGUUCCAGGCUGUAUUCAAGAGCUCCCAGCCAGGCGCGUGUCAGAGAGACUCUGCUCUGUACGUCCCCCGGUGCACAGAGACCGGGCAGUACCAGCAGGUCCAGUGUCUGGGUCCAGAGUGCUGGUGUGUGGACUCCCGUGGGAUGGAGGUCCUGGGUUCACGCUCAAAGGGGCGGAGACCCAGGUGUCCAUCGCUGUGUGAGAGCGAACGGGAGAGGGCUGUGAAAGUGAGGGCGGGUCUGUCUGCGGGGUCAGAGGUCUUCAUCCCUAAGUGUGAGGCGGACGGCAGUUUCACACCUCUGCAGUGCUCUGGAAAGGACUGCUUCUGUAUGGACCGGGAAGGAGGCAAACAGGAGGCCACUGCGGGACCUAGGAGUCUGCAGUGUCCCACUGACUGCCAGGCCUCCGCAGCAGGGCGAUUCUUGAGUGCAGUCCAAUUGGUGCUGUCAGACCCUGCCGCGAUGACCCAGCUCUCGAACGUGUACAUCCCCCAGUGUGGCCCAGAUGGGAGGUGGCGGCAGGUCCAGUGCGAUGGGCCCCCCGAACAGGCCUUCCAGUUCUAUCGGGACUGGGUUCGACUGAACAAUGCCGGGCAGAACCUGCCUGUGUCCGAGGUCAUCAGCACCCUCAGCGGGUAUGGGAAGCACCCUGAGGCCCUGGCUUCUUUUGGGGGGUUCGUGAAGGUGCUGUUUGAUGCAGGACAUCAGAGGGUCUUCUCCGUCCUCUCCCAGUACGAGACUUUUGACAGUGUCCCAGCUGAGGUGUUGGCCGGUGGCAGCGAUGCUGUUUUUGGACCCAGUGUGUUCCUGAACCCCCUGUCCUUGUGGAGACUCCUCCGGGGGAACCUCACGCAAUACCCGGGACAGCCCUCCGACUUCAGUGUCCCCCUGGGACACUUCCACCUCCGUCAGUGCUGGUGCGUGGGGGCCCGCGGGGACAUGAUAGCUAACACCAAGGCCGCCAUCAACCAGAUCCCAAAAUGUCCUGGCUCCUGUUCUCUCAUGGGACGGCGGAUCUCCCAGUUCCGCCAGGAUACAGAGGCGAUCAUUUCCCUCUCCAACAGCUCCAAUGUGCCUCUGGGCUACGGCUUCCUGCUGGGAGAGGGCCUCAGUCUGACCCCCCAGGAGCUCCUGCACAGCCCCCCUGUGGACCCCCUCAUCUCCGACACCCUGCUCAGUCACUCCGACUCCGCCCUCCGCCUCGCCGCCCUCUCCACACUUCAGUUCUACUGGCAGAGUCACACCAGUGCGUCUGACAGUGACAGAGAGGCCCUGCUCCUCGGGUACCAGCCCUACACCCCACAGUGUGACUCCAGCGGCCUGUGGCUGCCUACACAGUGCUACCCAAGCACAGGUCAAUGCUGGUGUGUUGAUGGAGAAGGACAGUAUAUCCCUGAGUCCCUAACCAGUCGCUCGAUGGAGCUUCCACAGUGUGGGACCCCAUGCCAAAGGGCCCACUCUCAGGCUCUGCUUUCUGAUUGGAUGCCAUCUGUCUCUGACCAAUCAGACUCUCUGUAUAAUCCCACAUGUGAAGAGAGUGGAGAGUUUGCUGUGCUGCAGAGGGAGCGUGCAGACAGUGGUUUCGGCUGGUGUGUCAGUCCUGUCACAGGGAAGGCCAUUCAGCCUGCUGUUUUGAGUCAGUCGGGAGACCAGCAAUGCCCCAGCUGGUGCCAGAUGCUGAAGGAGCAGGCGAUUGGACGGAAAGCUGGAACUGGUUAUGAGCCAGAGUGCGAGGCAGAUGGGCAUGGAUUCUCCCCAAUGCAGUGUGACCAUGGAGACUGCUGGUGUGUCUCUCUGAAUGGUCAAGAGCUCCCUGGGACCAGAACCCCUCGCAACGCUGGGCAGACCCCUGCCUGUGGCAGUCCCCAGUGUCCACUUCCCUUCAGCGAACCACGUCUUGCCCAUGGUGCCCUUCUGUGCAGUCAUGCCAUGGAGGGCGGCCAACAGAUACAGCGCUGCCAGCUCUUGUGUCACCAGGGCUAUGAAAGCCCACUUCCUGACAAGAACUUCCUGUGUGAUUCUGUGACCAGAAACUGGCUGUCAGAUGCCCCAGUUCCUCAUGCCUGCCAGAGACUCCAGGUUUUACAGUCAGUUCAGGCCUUCUCUGAGCUCCAACUAUCUGUGCCUCAGGGGCAGUCAUGUAGCUCCAUCCGCACUGGUCUGCAGCUCUCCCUCCUCCGGGACAUGAGGGCUCGGGGACUCUGUAGCCUGCAGGUGACAGCCCCCAAAGGAGAGCUGAGCUUUAUGUCAGUCUGUGAUGAUUCCUCGGUUUUGCUGGAGUGUGACACUGAAGAGGCACUCAGGGCCAAGCUUGCAUGGCGGGCACGCCUCUCAGAUGUCCCUGUACAUGCUCUACCAGAUCUACAUGAUGUCGAUGUAGCAUUUACUGCUGGGAAACUGUUGGAACGGGCGGCUGACCUGAUCCGAAGUGGAAACUACCAGUCCAUCGUUUCACUAGAUGGCCCUAUGGACCCAGCUCUGACCGUGGCAUUCGGCUGUGCUCCAGGUUACAGACAUAUCUCAGGAAACGCUGGAUGUGUGGCAUGCCCCGCAGGGACCUUCUCCACCAAUGGAGGCUGCUCCCUGUGCCCAGUAGGAUCCUAUCAGGAACAGCAAGGCCAGGAGUCCUGUGACAGGUGUCCCAGUGGGACAUCCAGCGCCUCCCCAGGGGCAUUCAGAGCCACACACUGUGUCAGUAAAUGCCAGAGGAGUGGGCAGGGUUGCACAGAGAGUGGGGAGUUCCAGGCGACCCAGCUGGACUCUCAGAUGGGGAAGUGGUUGUGUGUGAGCUCGCAGGGGAAGAGACUGCUCUGGACCACCUCAGUGGAGCCUCUGUCUGAGCCAGAGUGUCGAGUGAUGGAGAAAUUUGAGGAUGUGCCCAGGUCUCAGUGGAUUCUGGGAAGUGACACUGCCAUCGUUCUUGGCUCCAGCAUCUCAGAUGAUGCCUUGCGAAGUCCGCUCAGAAAGUGCAUCUCUGACUGUGCUGUCAAUGACUCCUGCCAUCAUCUGGCCCUGUUCACUGAUGGAGGGCGGAAACACUGUGACCUCUACAGCACAGAUGAAGCAAACAUUGAAUGCAAGGCUUCUGAAAAAACCAAAGGCUUUUUGGGAAAUCCAGGUGCUGAUAUGUACCAGAGCCUCAGUUGUUUGCUAAAAGUGAAAGGAGACAGACCAGACCUUGUGGUGUUGAGAAAGAAAGGUCAUGAGUUCACCACCACUUCUUUGAAGACGUUUGAGAGGCUGGGGUUCCGCAAGGCGAGCUCUGGGGUGUACCGCACUGCGGUGUUUCAGGCCCGAGGCGCCACUCUGACAGAUGUCCAUCGCUUUUGCCAGGACUCCUGCAGCCAGGAGAGCUGCUGUGAUGGCUUCAUCCUCAACCAAAACGUCCUCAACGGAGGCACCGUCCUGUGUGGUCUCCUCAGCUUCCCAGACCUGCUGCUCUGCAGUGAUGAGGACUGGGACGUUGCUGGAGCCUCAAAGUCCAACCGUAUCUGUGGAGCAGGGGUCCAGUACAACAAACAGAGGAAACAGUUCACUUUCAGCUUUGGUGGCCAGAACUUCACCAUCACUGAUGCAGCCUUGCCAGCAACUAGCAAAAACAAAACGGAUUACCAGGCAACAAUCAUUGGCUUCCAACGAAUUUAUCUUUGGAGAGGUUCUGACAUGAUGACUCGUCAGAAGUCAUCCCCUAAAUGUGCCAGUGUUUCUGUGCAGCCGGACCAGAAAGUUCUUAUCUCAGAUGCAGUGACAGAGGGAUUCACUGCAGUAGACAGCGCCUCUGUCCGUGUCAACCCAAGUCAGCCCAUCCCGAGUCAGCAGUACUGGAUCUUCAAGCACCAGUCAUCUGCAGAGCAGGCCCAGCUGUGGUGUCUGAAACGUUGUGAAGAGGAGGACCUCUGUCAUGUGGCAGACAUUUGGGAUGACAGCCCUGUCUAUUUCACCUGCGCCCUGUAUCCGGACACCCGGGUGUGCGGUGCUUAUGACACGCCCCAGAGACACCCCUGCAGCCUCGCACUGCCCCGGCCUCCCCAAAACGCCCACAGCAAGAAGGUCAACCUGUUAGGAAGUGUGAAGAGUUUCUACAGCCCGGUGACUUUUAAGAAGAUGGUGUCCUAUUCGGUGCGGAGUCGGGUCAGCCUGGGUGCCAGACCCAUCACUGAGGCGUUUUCUGAAUGUGAACGGCGGUGUGAUGAAGACCCUUGCUGUCGAGGGAUUGGCUAUGUCAGAGACUCUCAGUCUCCUGGUGCAGAUGUUCUCUGUCUAACUCUGAACAGCUUUGGGAUCCAGACGUGUGGUGAGGACCAGACUGCCUGGCGGGCCAUGGACUGCACGCCAUCUAAAGUGGUAACGGGGGUGUUCCCGUUCAUCUGGUACGAAAAACCAGUUAAUCAAUGGACUGGUAGUCCUGACCUGUGUCCUCCAUUCAAUCUCCCUACACCGAGUCAGAAUGUGACACAGAGUGAUUGGGCACUGCUGGAUGCGUUCUCCAUCCUGGUGGAUCCAUCGAUUUCCACCUUUGAUGUCAUUCACAUCAGCAAGGACAUUGCAGAAGACUUUAGCAAAGUCAGAGACUGGUGUCUGUCUGCCUGUGAGAGGACAGACUCUUGCUCUGUGGUGACCGUGGAGAAGCGGGAGUCUGCUGUGCGCUGUGUGCUGUACCCUGACACUCACAGCUGCACGCCUACAGAACAGGGACAGAGCUGUCUCCUCUUCAUCAGAGAGGCUGCCUCUCACGUGUACCUCAGGAAAGGUCUGAAGCCAGAGUUGGAGUCCGUGUUCAUCCCAGGUCAUGGAACCCUUGUGGGUGAAUCCAAAGUAACUGUGGUUGGCACAGAAAGGAAGAGAGUGAGCCACUUCCUGGGUGUACCCUAUGCUCGUCCUCCAAUAAGAAACCUCCGUUUCAGCCCACCACAGUCUGCUGAGUGGAGUGGGACGUGGAACGCAACCUUCCCCCGAUCCAGCUGCCUGCAACCAGGAGAUGGAGAGUCCUCUUCUUCCAGUGAAGACUGUCUGUACCUAAAUAUCUUCGUCCCCAGCAGCAUUGUCAGGAACAGCCCUGUCCUCGUGUUCUUCUACAACCCCACGAGAUCUGCCAGGGACCAGGGACCAGCGCUAUUGGACGGUUCCGACCUCACUGCCUCCAGCAACUCCAUCGUGGUUACAGUGCACUUCAGAGCAGCAGCGUUUGGAUUCCUCAGCACAGCCUCUGCGGCUUCCCCAGGGAACGCAGGCCUGCAGGACCAGCUGACUGCUCUGAAGUGGGUCCAGCAGAACAUCGCUCGUUUCGGGGGAGACCCCGGCAGGGUGACCCUGGGUGCGGAGCGCAGCGGGGCCGACGCCGUGAGCCUGCACCUCCUCUCUGAUGCGGCCGCCGGCCUGUUUCACCGAGCUCUGCUCAUGGGGGGCUCAUCCUUCUCUCCGGCCGCGGUUAUCAGCAGCUCCAGGGCUCGUGAGCUGACCAGCUCUCUUGCUCGUGAAGUGGGCUGUUCCUCCCCCGACACUGCCCAGGUGCUGUCCUGCCUCACGGAAAUAUCAGCAUCGGCCUUAAACUCAGCCCAGACCAAGCUGCUGGCUGUCAGUGGCCCCCUGCAGGCAUGGGCCCCGGUGGUUGAUGGGAUAUUUGUGAGGGAGAAGCCCUCCCUGGCCCUCCAGAGGACACGCCUCCGUGAUGUGGACAUGAUGUUGGGCUCCUCAGCUGAGGAUGGGCUGAUCAGCCGGGCCAAGAGCAUCAAGAGAUUUGAGGAGCUGCAGGGGAGAGCUAAUAGCAAAACGGCCUUCUACGAAGCUCUGUCCAAUUCUCUCGGAGGCAACAGUGCCAACACCUUUGUGAAAGAGGCUGCAACAUGGUUUUACUCCAUGCAGCACUCUCCCACACCCGCUGGCUACAACGUCUUCUCACGGGCUUUGGAGAACGCCACACGGGAUUUCUUCAUAAUUUGUCCUGCGGUCCGGAUGGCUCGGUUCUGGGCAGCCCAAUCAAGGUCCAACGUCUUCAUGUACCACUUGCCAGAGAAGACAGCCCAGACCAGUGCUGAUUUGUCCAUCCCUCUGGACCUCCAGUUUGUGUUUGGACUGCCUCAUCAGUCCAGGACACACGGUCUCUUCACCAGCAGGGAGCGAAGGCUGGCUCGACAGAUGAUGGCCUAUGUGGCCAACUUCGUCAAGUCCGGAAACCCAAACCACCUACACUCCUCCCAAGCCUCAUUCAGCGAAACCCUACCCCCCUGGCCUCGCUUCCUGCCCAGUCCUGAGGGGGACAAUUACAAAGAGCUGGACAUGCCCCUUAGCAACCGCAAGAGCCUGAGGAGGACUGAGUGCUCCUUCUGGUCCGACUAUGUGCCUCAGCUGACAGCUUCCACAGCCAAACUCUCACCUGCCCUUUCAGAGGAAGAGACAGAUGGUUUUGGUGCCCCCACACAAGAAACCAAAUUCGUCAACAUUUCCCCUACUUCAGUGACCCAGAGCAAGCCAAAGUCUGAAAAGGAUGCUUAUAAUUAAAGCACUGCACAAAUGCGACUAUAACAUAUAUAUUCAUACAGAUAUUCA
Messenger RNA from Conger conger (European conger), 8280 nucleotides. It is a transcript of the gene tg, whose product is annotated as thyroglobulin. The coding region runs from base 1 to 8232 and encodes 2743 amino acids. The transcript has 48 exons. Gene Ontology annotation, biological process: thyroid hormone generation. The record is from RefSeq and is a predicted model, not a curated record. NCBI's taxonomy places the organism in Eukaryota, Metazoa, Chordata, Actinopteri, Anguilliformes, Congridae.